GACGAAAUGCGCGACCUUGUACGAAAAUUGGUCCCUUAUCGAGCACACCUAACUCCCUUACUCUACGAUGGCGGCGAUGCUUUCUCAAGAUCGGGAACGACGGAAUUGGAUUCGUACCUCUGCGGACCGCGAGUAAACGGAAGCAGCAUGCGAUAUUAACUGAACGACAGCCCUGUUGCUCGGCGUUAGAACUCAAAAUCACAACUGAGACGUUCGCUAGGAUAUUCGGCUAACGAUGACUUCUAUUCUGAACAAAGCGUGGCUGUUACCCACGAGGCAAGUGAUCGUACAGCCGAAAAGAUUUCGUGGUAAAAUAAAUAUUCAAAAACCGAGGGAGCCGCACUACAAGAGAGCGACGGUAGAAAAAUUUGUCGAACCGAUAUACUUUAAUGCAAGGUGGGGUAAACCGUUGUCGGAAUUAUGUGCGAACGUUAAAAAUAAACCUUCACCGGAUGAAGCGAAUAAGGCAAAGGAACCUCAUCCGAUGCAAAGAAUCAUCGCUCGGGAGGCCCGGAACUGGUUUGAAAAUUCUAAAAUGGUUGCCUUUUGUCACAUGAACCCCUUUCCUGGAGAGGAAAAAUUCAAUUUUGCCGUCGCUCUGAAAAAGCAUAACAUGCAUUUUAAAGUAUAUGGAAAACCAACGAUAGCGCUCGCUCUUAAGGACACUCCGUUUCUAGCAGUUAAUCGACUCUUCCAAUCCCACAACUUGACAAUAUUCAGUCCAGGGACAGACAUUCAAUCGUUGCUGAAACUCUUGCAGAAGAGACCGGAACUCGUUUUGAUGGCUGGGAUAAUGAACGGGAAGCUUAUGAGCAGAAAUGAGUUGAUGAAUUACGCCGCAAUGGGCGACAUCACGGCGGUCAGAUCACGACUUGUUCAGGUGUUACAAAACGCCGGAGGAGCGAACCUUAAUCGUCAAAUCACGCAUCAUCAGUCGACUCUGGUUUCUCGUUUGAAGCAAAUAUCAACGCCUGAGGAAACGACGUCCGAGUCGCCCGAGGAGAAUGUUGAAUAAUUAGUCGAUAGAAGUACAAAAUGUAACCGUAAUUCCCCUGUCGGAAAUUGAAGUAUGAUUUGUUUUUUUGUUUUUUUAAUAAAAUCUACGUACUAGGAUAAA
Neodiprion fabricii is the source of this 1117-nucleotide messenger RNA. It is a transcript of the gene mRpL10, whose product is annotated as 39S ribosomal protein L10, mitochondrial. Lineage: Eukaryota; Metazoa; Arthropoda; Insecta; Hymenoptera; Diprionidae. Gene Ontology annotation, molecular function: structural constituent of ribosome. Gene Ontology annotation, biological process: translation. Gene Ontology annotation, cellular component: mitochondrial large ribosomal subunit. Bases 236 to 1015 code for a protein of 259 amino acids. The transcript is spliced from 3 exons. The record is from RefSeq and is a predicted model, not a curated record.